Molecule: messenger RNA, 6124 nt
Organism: Carassius auratus (goldfish)
Lineage: Eukaryota; Metazoa; Chordata; Actinopteri; Cypriniformes; Cyprinidae
Product: A-kinase anchor protein SPHKAP
Exons: 12
Coding region: 286-4854 (1522 amino acids)
Cellular component (GO): mitochondrion; cytoplasm
Molecular function (GO): protein kinase A binding
Source: RefSeq, a predicted model, not a curated record
AUAAUGCCUGACUGCUCCCCAGCCUUAUCUGGCAUUCACUCCAGUCUGUGCGCAGGUCCCGCGCGCGAGUCUAUUAACUAACAGCAGAGCGCGGCGCGAGCGCUGGAGAUUCCUCCGCUGCACUGACGGAUUGGAUGUGAUGACAGGGGGACCGGCACGCGCCACAGCGCUUUGGCUUCUUGGCACGCAGGAUAAUAUAGGCUAUUUAGUGCUCUUUUGUUUCGUGGAGGAGCGUCAGAAGCCCAGUGCCAUCUGAAAAUAUUGGGUAAUUUCCAAUCAUCUACCAUGUUUGAGGGGUCUGAGUCCGCGGACACACAGGAAGUCAAGUCUGAGAGCACCCUUGGGUCCUCUGUCUCCGCCUGCAGGAAGGUUUUGUGCAGUAACAGUGUUCUGGAUUCGUCGGAGUACUGGCUGAAGAACGAUAAGGCGCUCUGCAGAAUUGGGUUCCUGGAGGACCAGCAUGACAGCGGCUGCCCCACAAUUUGCUUCGUAAACCUGGACAGACAUACUCCUGAUCAGCAUGACGAAAGCUAUGUUAAGAAACUAGCCUCAGUGUGCCCAGAGCUGCCACAGUUAAUUGAGUCUCUCGGAGUUCGGCAACCCAAAGAAAAUGAGAUUCUGCUUCUCAGCAGCCUAGAGUCACCGGACUCCUGCCAGCAUGACCCCAGCCACCCACAGAGCCAGAGAACAGUGGAUGUCUGUCUGGUGCAUUGUUCCUGUGGCCGCCGCCCAGCCCAAACCAACAGUGUCAUUUUUGAGAUCAACAAAUUCCUGAUUGGACUACAGUCAGGGCAAGAGAGGCAGAGGCAUGGCCGAUUGGCUGGUCAGCGGGCUGCUGAGGAUGACACCAACCGCUCUGUGUCAUCCAUAGAAGAAGACUUCCUCACUGCCUCUGAACAGCUUGGGGAAGACAGCGAGGAGGAUCCAUUCAGAAAUGAUCCUGAGAUUUCUAUCAUGCCCGAGUCGGUUAAGGUGUUAAGAGCAGCCCACGCUCGAAGGAGGAGUGAAAUAGAGAGAGAGGAUAGUGAGGACUCUGAGACCCUCUGCAACUCUUCCAACUCCCAAAGGCUUUCGAGAACAUAUUCUGCCUCCUCAAGAGGCCCACCUGCUACCCCAAAAAAAGUAAAUCAUCACACUAGUGAGUCAGCCGGUCACUAUGCCACCAAUCUGGCUGAGUCAGUCCUGCAGGAUGCUUUUAUUCAUUUGUCACAAGAUGAACCUUCUUUUGUCACAGAGGCAGCUGUGAGUGUGUCCACCACCUCGCAGCACUCAAGUGAAGUAAGCCACUCCAGUGAAGAGCCACUGAGGGCUCGAGCCUGCUCUUUUGAACUUCCUAAAAUCGUGAUUGUCCAGAGUCCUGACAACAGUGAGGAGGUAACAGAGUGGCCAGAAACUCAGUCACAUGGAACAUCAGAGCAUGAUAGAGUAAACGAUGCCAAAAUGAAGCAUGGAAGUCACCCCAAGCACAACUCAGCAAUUGGUCAUGCCACUAAGCCAGUAGAAAUAGCUUUGGCAUGUGCUGCGAGUGUCAUUGGUACCAUUACCACCCCUCAGGUCACAGAACAACUCACACUGGAGUCAGGAGAAGAUGAUGAGUGUGAGAAUGAAGAAGAAGAGAGUGAGACCGAACAAGGAGAGUAUUUGUUUUCCUCCGCAGUAUGUGGAAUGUCUCAGGUUGUUGGUGCCGUAGCCGCAGUAGAUCUUGCAGAUGACUCUGGGGAUAAUGACGACUCGACAGACAUGUACUCUGCCUCUAUGGGACUUCUGUCAGUUGCCCAAGCUUCAACUGCAGUUCCUCUCCACUGUAGUAUUGCAGAGGGUACCAGUGUUGAGUCCUUCAGAGCCAAUGUUGCUGAAGUUCUCCUCAGGGAAGCUUCAGCUGUACUCACCCACAGACAAAGUUACUCAAGUGUUGCAAACUUCCUUGAGACCACACAUAACAAAAUAGUGGAUGGCAUCACAAAUUCAAGAAGGCUCUAUCAGGAGCAACAGGAUCUUGAUCAUUUUACCCAGGAAAUAUCAGAUCAUAUCUUUCAGUAUGCCCUUGAGAAGGCUGAGAAGAGAAAAGAGCUUGAGGGUCCAGGAAAAGAUGCCCCAAACAUUGAAGGUUUCCUCUUGGAUUGUGUGGAUAAAUUGCUCUUUGAUGUCUUAUGUGUAACAUCAAUGAAAAUCAAUGACAUUUCAAAAUAUAGCCAGGCUUAUAAUCAUGGGGAAAGGCAAAGCAGUGUGGAGACGUUGUCUGCACUCAUAGGGAAAACAGAGAGAGAGCAUAAGUAUGUACAGGAUGAGAGAGAAAAUGAGCUAAAACAGAAAGAACCUUACAGACUUACUCUAAACAGAGUGACUGCACCUCUGGUCAAAGAGCAAUUUGACCUGCAAUGGCAGCUGGGCAAGACUGACAAGAACACAGACUCUGUGCUCCCUUCAGCUGAAAGCUCUCCACUUCACAUUACACGAGGGAGGGCAGGAGGAGAGAGUGAGACCAGGAAGCAGUCUUUAUCAUCCUCUUCAGGAGCACUUGUGGCACUUAAAAUGGAUUCAUGUGAGUCCAAAACUCCUGUCACAUGCUUUGCUGAAGACUUGGCGACCACAGUGGUCUCCAUGGCUACAGAGCUGGCAGCGAUAUGCCUGGAGAACUCGAGUGGAAAGCAGCCGUGGUUCUGCGCUUUAAAGGGUGGAUUGGAAGGUCAUGAGGGACUGCUUUUGCCCUGCCGCACAGCCGUAGCCCUCCGCCGGAAAGAGGCACAAAAUGGCACCGCAGUCACCAAGAAACACAGACCUCCACGUCUCAGUGAAAUCAAACGUAAAACCGAAGAACAGCCUGAACUCAUGGAGCGCCUGGUCAACCGCGUCGUGGACGAAACAGUCAAUCUAGACGAACCUACCACCUCUGAUCCAUUUGCACUCUUUGCAUCAGAGGUAACAGCCAGGAUAAUGAACUGUCCAGAACUGAGUGUGAUUGACACUUCCAAAUCUGAACAGUCAUCUCGCAGCCGCCUACAGUGUGAAAGGUGGAGCAGCAGGGGGAAACCAUCGAGCUAUGAGAGCAUUCCAGAGGAGGAUGCAGAUCCCUCUCGAACUUCAAACACUUUGGGACCGGGAAACCGGCUUGGGAAUAAUUUAAGCAGAGGUAGCUCCAUCUCCAAGCAGUCCAGUUGUGAGAGCAUUACGGAUGAGUUCUCUCAGUUUAUGUUUAACCAGAUGGAGACAGAAGGUCGAGAGUUUGACCUUCUACUGGACUACUAUGCUGGAAAAAAUGCCAGCAACAUCCUUGCAGCAGCUGUUCAGCAAGCUGCCAGUAAAAAAAAUGGACACCUCAAUGUGCGCACAUCAUCUUGUCUCUCUAAGCAGUCCAGUACUGAGAGUAUCACUGAGGAGUUUUAUCGCUUCAUGCUGAGAGACAUGGACAAAGAGAACAUGGACUACAGUCUGACCAAGACCAAAGAGUGGAGUAAUAACCUAUUACCCCCGUCUCCCAGAACCCCAUUUUGUAUCCGUCAGUCGUCUGUUCCUGACAGGAGAUCCUCAGAUUCCAGACUAAGUGUAAAUUCACCCAUCAAGGCCAAUUCAUUUGAUGGUUUUGCACGAAAUGUACACAGGGACUCGCUCAACAUCUAUCCAACCAACUCUGUGUCAUCAACGGGACUCUGCAAGUCAGAUUCAUGCUUGUAUAAGCGUGGCCAAACGGACCAAAUCACGGACAUGCUAAUUCAUGAAACCUGGGCCAGCUCUAUCGAGUCUCUAAUGCGCAAGAAUAAGAUCAUUGCGGAGCCCUCCGAGGACAGUAUUGAGCUCGAUUCAGCAGACCUCCAACCACAUGUUCAGCUCUUUGCUAACCGUCUAGCGGCAGACAUCGUAGAGAGUGGCAAAUUCCUGCUUGGAGGCCAGCAGGAUGCCAUUGUGACUGCUUGUAAGCCACAGGUUCCAGUUGGAGAAAGGAGACAUGGCUUUAAACAUUCUCGUCGUGAAAAUAGUGGAAACCGGCCAAGUAUAGAGCAUCAAGAAAAUAGUGGUAGCUCUCACAGUUCGUCCUGUGUGAGGCAAGCAUGGCGUGGACAGAGGGAGGUACCCUUGAUCCACAUUGAACCAGAUCAAAGAGAAGAGGCCUCAGAAGACAGGGGGAGGAUUGAGCUCCACCACACAGAAGCACCCCAUCAGAUCCAGCCACAAAGUGGCAAAGAGAAUGAAACAGCAAACAAAAACAGCAGUGACAAAGACAGGGCCUCCUCAGUGGCCACAGCGCCCUCUGCAGGUGUGGAGGUGGAGCGACGCUCUCUCAGCGCUAGCAGUGAGGAAAGUGGCUCAGGCAGCUGGGCCCAAAUUGUCCCUGAAGAUGACCCCCAGGAGGAGACCACCAGUAGCUUUAUCCAGCUAAGCGAGGGAAAUGGGAACAGCAGCGCUUCUAGUCUGGGAUUGGCAGACCUGGAGGGCUUUCUAGACUACUCCAUCUCCAGCAACCUAAUCAGCGAGGACAGAGAGAGGAAGGCGUCACACUGUCAGGAUCAGACGGACGAAGUGACGUCGGGUCUGUCCACAGCCGGCAGCAGCUGUCAGCGCGAGCUCCUGGUGCUGAACUUUGACCUGGAUUCGGAGUGUGUGGAUGGAGAGCUGAGAGCGGCGCUGCAGUGGAUCGCUGCGUCUGAGCUCGGCGUGCCGGCGCUCUACUUCAGAAAGACUCAGGAGCACAACCUCGCUAAGCUCCACAGAGUGGUGCAGUUGGCAGGUCAGAAGGCUUGGCGUGUCGGUGACUUGUUCAGCGCUGUGGCUCAGUUCUGUCAGCUCCACCAGGACCUGGAGCACAGAGGACGACCCGUGCCCAGUCUGUUCGACUGGAUACUGAAGACCAAGCGCUAGAGCGCCACCCAUCGAUGCACCAGGAGCUGGAGAUGCCACAUAUCCGUCCUGAGCUAGCACACAUAUAUAGUGUUAAAACACCAAACACCAACCCCAUUUGAGCUGCAAAUAGACCCUCACACAACCAAACAGUUUAUUGACUAUUAGAUCCCACAGACUCCUCCACAGCCACCGCCAUGACUGUACAUCAGCACGUUUUUCUAGAGCUCAGCUGUGAAACGCUUGUUUAUCACAGGAUAGCAAGGUUUACAACGGCUCCUGAUCCCGAGAUCCCCAGCAUGAGGCUUCCUUAGUUCCCAACUUGCCCUCUCUGACCACCAGCACAUCCACAUUUGGUAUCCUUAAAAUUCACAGCUGAGCUUUCAUAAACCUUUAUUCCUAGACCUCCAUCUCUGUAACACUUGUAUAUGUCUUUGCUAGUUCACAGGAAUUAUGGGAAGUAUUGUAGGAAGAAAUGCCUUGUCCAUAACUUUGUGCUAGAGAUGCACAUUCACAUAGAUAGUGAUUUAAGGAUAUUUCCCUUUAAAUUACGCAUGUUCCUGUCUUUACGCGCACGCAACGUUAGAUCCACCGGUCACCAGCCUGCGCUGGUUAGAUGAACAUGCUUUAAACCGACCAAUCAGCCUUGACGUUUUUUAGCUUGCGGAUUUUUACUCUACAACAAACCCGUUUCGAAUGCACAACAUGAGUUUUUAUCAAGAAUAGUGGACGUGCGAGCUCUGGUGUAGGGAUUUAAAGAUAUGUAAAUGUUUGUAUUUAAAGUCAAAUAUAGUAAGAUCCCAUUCCAAACACAGUUUGUUGUUUUAAGUUUACAUUGGCGAACACGUUCGGUCUUUUUAUUGUAGCUCUGAGACUGAAGUCUAUGUUUAGUUUUGUGUGACUACUGUUAUUUAAGAGAGUUUAUUUUGGCUAGAUGUAAAUAGUCUAGACUGUGAGCUACUGUACCUUUCGGCUGCAAAUGGAAAUUUCAGUUUUUGUGUUUUAUGAUCGCAAAGACAUGCAGACAGACAGGAUCACAGCACUAAAAGUCUCACCAGACCACUGUUAAAGUUCCAGUAUAAGAGUAUAGAGUAUGUAAAGUACAAGUACAGUUUUGUCACGUAAAAGUUGACGUGUAAAUGUGAAAUCUGGUGGCGUUAUGGUUUUCUCCACAUAGUAACAUAAUAGUAAUGUGUUUUAAUAUCAGCGUUGAAGGCACACAACUGUAUCCAGUCUGUCUCGAUAUACCUGAAUGUAUUUAUCUUUUCAAAAUAAAAUUUGCGCACGGUGA